This is a messenger RNA of Onychostoma macrolepis, 5862 nucleotides long. Its product is annotated as kelch-like protein 29. Lineage: Eukaryota; Metazoa; Chordata; Actinopteri; Cypriniformes; Cyprinidae. The transcript has 14 exons. The coding region runs from base 323 to 2914 and encodes 863 amino acids. Gene Ontology annotation, molecular function: protein binding. The record is from RefSeq and is a predicted model, not a curated record.
ACGGGCGCGCACCGCAGGCCGUCAGAGCGCGCUGACUCUCCGAACACACACACGCUCGCUGAAGAGCCCAGCCUCAUCAUCCUCCUCCUCCUCAUCUUCCCAUCAGCGCGUGCACGAGCGCUCAGCAUCAUCACUGACAGCAGCGCGAGGGAUUCUCACACAAUGAAAGAAACGCGCUCAGCUUCGUCUGAAGGUGGCGUGUGAUUUAGAGGAGAAAAGCGCACGACUGUCCUAUAUGAUGUGCAUCGGUCAGAGACGCCGUGUGGUGUUCUCCAGCUCACCGUGAGCAGAAGUGUCUCUCGUUCUCCUGCUCUGCUCUGUCAUGAUGUCGCGGUACCAUCAGCGUUUUGAGCGGGAUUUCCGCAGCGUGUGGGAGCGGAGGGAGCGCUGCGCCUCCAACAGCAGCUGCGGCGGAACCAUUAACGGCUGUGUCUCCACCUCUGCCUCCUCCGUCCCCAACAGCGGCAACAACCGUCCCGGCCUUCUGCCCCUGCCCGUCAUCCCCUCGCUGCUGCCCACCCCGGUCACCGGCGCAACCAGCACGGCCAACAGCGAGCUGACCUGCAAGCGGUUAGCUUCCACCUGCACCACCUCCACGACUAAGGUCUCUGGGCACCCGUCGGCAGACGCACACACUCAGGGCCAGGUCCUGGCUAAUAGCGUCCGGUGGGGACAAACACCCAUUAACCAGUCCACGCCCUGGGACACGGAUGAGCCGCCCGCAAAACAGAUGAGGGAGAAAGAUAUCACAGCUCCUCUAUGGCCGCCGCAAGUCGCUGCCGCCGUCAGCCAGGCUGGACUCUUGGCGCACACAUACGCCCUGCCGCAGCCGCCAGCUUACAGCCAGUGCGCGACCGUCCAAGCUCCGAUCGUCGGUGUGACCCCGGCGCUCCAAACCCCCCAUCCACAAUUACCCACGCACUACCAACUCCCACAGCAGCCUUCACAGCCAAUGACCAACAUGGUCCUCAACGUCCAGAGCCAAUCUCUUGCCGUUGGUGGCCUGCCUCCAAUGCCCAGCGUCUGCCAGGUCGCCCAUCCCGUCCACACGGUGGUGGGCAACGGCCACUUGACGCAUCCCAUGGUGCAAUCCGCCACCAUGAGCUCCUCGGCGCUGCCCACCAACGGGCCGCUGACGAACGGCCAGCAGGAGACCACCAGCAACAGCCUGCAGAUGCUGAGAACGGUCGGAUUGGGGAAAUACGAAUUCACGGACCCCUGGCAUCCCAAAGAAAUGUUGAAGGAAUUGAACCAGCAGCGGCGAGAGAAAGAGUUUACAGACCUGAAAAUAAUUGUUGAAGGCAAAGAGUUUGAAGUCCAUCAAAAUGUUCUAGCUUCCUGCAGCUUGUAUUUCAAGGACAUGGUGAAAAGGUUAUCGGGAGAGAACAGAAACGGUGAGAAGAUGCAGCUGACAAUGAGCAACAUCAGUUCAGAUGUUCUGGAGCUUCUCCUUGAGUUUGUUUACACCGGCUCCCUCAUUAUCGACUCGGCCAACGCCAAGACCUUACUGGAGGCGGCCAACAAGUUCCAGUUCAACACUUUCUGCAAAGUCUGUAUCUCCUUCCUCGAGAAACAGCUGACGGCCGCUAACUGUCUGGGAGUGUUGGCCAUGGCCGAGGCCAUGCAGUGCACCGAACUCCACAACAUGGCAAAGGCCUUCGCCCUGCAGAACUUCCCCGACGUGGCCGGUCAGGACGAGAUCCUCAACAUUUCCAAAGAAGACCUGGUCAGUUACAUGUCCAACGACAGCCUGAACACGAAAGCAGAGGAGCUGGUCUACGAGACGGUCAUCAAAUGGAUUAAAAAGGACCCCAGCAGCAGAGUGCAGCAUGUGUCUGAGCUGUUGGCGGUGGUACGUCUUCCAUUCAUCCAUCCCAGCUACCUGCUGAACGUGGUGGACAACGAAGAGCUGAUCAAAUCUUCAGAGGCCUGCAGGGACCUGGUGAAUGAAGCCAAGCGCUACCACAUGCUGCCACACGCCCGCCAAGAGAUGCAGACGCCUAGAACUCGCCCGCGACUGUCUGCUGGUGUUGCUGAGGUGAUCGUGCUGGUGGGUGGGCGCCAGGUCAUCGGCAUGAACCAGCGCUCGCUGACAGCCGUCACUUGCUUCAACCCUCAGAACAACAAGUGGUACCCCCUGGCCAGCCUGCCUUUCUACAACCGCGAGUUCUUCUCCGUCAUAUCGGCGGGGGAUAAUAUCUACCUGUCAGGAGGCAUUGAGUCUGGAGUCACGCUGGCAGACGUGUGGUGCUACAUGUCCCUGCUGGAUAAUUGGAAUCUGGUGUCUCGGAUGACAGUCCCGCGGUGCCGGCACAACAGCGUGGUGUACGACGGCAAGCUUUACACCAUCGGAGGACUCGGAGUGGCCGGGAACCUGGAUAAUGUGGAAAGGUACGACACCAUCACUAACCAGUGGGAGAUGGUGGCUCCUUUACCCAAACCGGUCCAUUCUGCAGCAGCGACUGUGUGUGGAGGGAAGAUCUAUGUGUUUGGAGGGGUGAACGAGGCCGGCCGCUCUGCUGGAGUACUUCAGUCAUAUGUGCCUCAAACCAACGCCUGGAGCUUUAUUGAGUCGCCCAUGAUAGAUAACAAAUACGCCCCUGCUGUGACUCUGAAUGGCUAUAUCUUCAUCCUGGGAGGAGCGUAUGCCAGAGCCACCACCAUCUACGACCCUGAGAAGGGAAACAUCAAAGCAGGGCCAAACAUGAACCACUCCAGACAGUUCUGCAGUGCGGUGGUCCUGGAUGGGAAGAUCUACGUGACGGGCGGCAUCGUGAGCAGCGAAGGUCCAGCACUGGGAACCAUGGAGGCCUUUGACCCCUGUGCAAACGUGUGGACGCUGCAGCAGAGCAUGCCCUGCCCACUCUUCAGACACGGCUGCGUGGUUAUUAAGAAGUACAUUCAGAGCGGCUGACGCUGACACAGACGAACACGACUCCACCGUCUCCUGCACACCGGACACCCACCUUCACAACACGGCCAGGAUUAGCAGUGCUGAUACCGAAGCCUCGCUCACUUUCUGACACCCACUUGGAAUGUAGAAGCUAAUCUUUUCUGCCGGGUGCAAACGGGCCUUCGUGUAAUAUAGCGCACCUGACAGAGCUGUUAUUGAUGUGUGUCGUGGCUCUAGCCUUAAUGCUCUGUGGCCAUUCGGAUUGAACUUUUUUACACAAUUCCUUUUUAUCUUCGUUUACAGAAUUCACUAGGUUUUUGCAUUGCCACCUUUUUAAUGUUUGCAUAACUUUCAUUCUUCUUUCUUUGAGCAAUACUGUAAAAUCACAGCGUCUGGUUUCAGUAAUCCAUGUGAUGGUUCAGUCAGUCGUAUCACUAUUUCAUCAUUUCUGUCUGAAAGCACUUUUUAAUAACAUAGGGGAGACAAAGCUGUCGAACAAGCACUCAAACCUCAUGUGACCGCUUCCAUAAGCUCCGCCUUCCUUAGUUACAGUUGCUCACUCAGACAAGCACGUCCCUGCAGAUUUCAGUGCAAUUGUUAGUAAAAUGAGCUCGUGAAGUGGUAAAAUGGAUUGGAUGUUAUUCGUACGUGGGCUGGAAUGAAGCGUGACAUUGCAGAGGAUCUUUUAUCUGCCGUUUUGGAUCCGAAACUGAUAAAUUGCAGUAACAUGAUUAAAAAUGGCAGAGACUGUGAACAGAGACUGCCAAAUGCUUCUCGCAGUCACUGAAAAGAGAAAAGCAAUCACAGCUUGAUCACAUUAGUGUAAGUGAACACAGGUAGUUACUACCACAGAUACUAUAUCAUCUGAAUUAAUAUACACAGAAAAUGACAUGCACUGCAAAAAAAAAAAAAAGUUCUUUGUAAGUAUUUUGCCUUGUUUUCCAGUACAAACAUCUAAACAUUUUAAUUCAAGAUACAUUUACUUUGCCAGGAAAAUGACUUAUUUCUUGUUUUCUGAAAAAUGUGUCAAAAUUAAAACAGGAAAAAUUAUCUGUCAGUGCAUGGGUCUGAAAAAUAAACUCAAUUAAAAGGGAAAACAAGAUUAUUUUUCUGACCUCACUGGCAGAUAUUCAUUCUUGUUUCAAUCAAAAACUCACUUAAUUUAAAACUUUUUUUUUUUUUUUCAGAAAAUAAGACUUAACAUUUUGAAUCUACUGUAAAUCUUAAGGAUGUUUGUACUAGAAAACAAGAAAAAAUACUAAUAAAUAAAUUAUGUAUUUAUUUAUUUAAUAAAUAAAUCUUGUUUUCCAGUUAAAAUAUCUAAAAAUCUUUGAAACCAAAUACAUUUACUAGAGAAGCAACACUGCAUAAGUUAUCAGCACUUGUUUUUAGAGGUUGCAUCUUUAAUGCGAGUGUAUUUUGUCUUAAUGCACUGCAUAUUUUUUCACUUGUUUUUAUGUAUAAACAAGUUAAAAACAAAUGGAAAAAUCUGCCAGUGAAGUAAGACAGAAUACUCGUAUAUUAAAGAGAGAAUCUAUGAAAACCAUAUAUUAUGCAAUACCUUAUGCAGCGUUGCUUCUCAAGUAGAUUUAUCUUGUACAGGAUUUAACAUAUUUUUAGAUGUGACUUUUAAACAAGUCAAAAAUACUAAUUAAAAACUUAAGAUAUUUUUGGCAAUUCUGGCUGACAUCUUACAUGUUAAUUUGGGAACGAGGGCGACAGUUUAAUUUAUUACACAAGGUUUAUUUAAAGAUUUGAAAAAUGCAUUUAAAAUUAUUCAGACACACAGAUCCUCUAUAGACUUACAUUAGAAAGGAGCAAGCGCUUGUGUGAUAAUAUGGUACACGGCAACAGUUGCCAGGGUAGGACUGGCGAGGGGUCAAUUAUAAUCAGGUCUGGACAGAAUGUGUUUUUUGGAAGUCAACAUGAAAUCAAAAUUGAUCCUGUUUAUUUUUUAUAGUGAAUGAUUCACUGUUGCUCGUUAUUCUAGAGAAGCAACAAAAUUAGCUUUGUAACCAGUUUUAGCAAACUGGAAUAACUUAUCAAAUUGGGUGAUGUUAUCUUGUUUUUCAAUAAAAACAUUUAAAUACAUUUUCAUAAGAUAUUAGAACUUGUUUUCAGAGAGUUUUUUUUUUUUUUUUUUUUUGGAAUUAAGCUUAGUUUCCUUCCCCAUUGGAAAGUAGUUUUAUCCUGCUUUAAGCAAAAAUCCAACUUCAUUUAGUGAGGUUUAUGCUUAAAACAAGAAAAAACAAAAACAAAAGGCAACCGGGAAAGAAAAUGAAACUUAAUGCAAGAUAUAUUCACUGCAAACAAGUCCUCUCCUUCAACCACCUGCCUCUGUUGUUUACCAUCAAUUUGUGAUAGAUAAAAUCAAGCAUAAGUUGACUUUUAAAACUGUGAUGCAGAUUUUGUCUGAGCCUGAUUAUAACUCACAUCUGCACAAGUUUAACUUGACAUCUGGUAGGUUUAUUAUAAGAUAUGAAUCAAACACAGAAGAGUAUAAUUAUUUGAGAUGUGUGAAGACCUUCCUUUUACAGGAAUUGAUGGCAUUUAAGUCUCUGCUCUUUCUGACUCCAUCCACCUUUAAUCGGAGGCAUCUUGAACCGGAAGCAGAAAGUGGGCUUGAGCACCUCGAACUGGACUGAAAUGACAUUUGUAGCUUGAAUUUCUUUUCUUUUCUUUGGACCGUUUUACUCUUUUCUUGCACGCAGCCAAAGCACAAAACAUCUGAGACUCAGAGAGAACAGGAAGUGUUUGCCUUCAUUUCCUCUGCAUUGCCAAACCGCCAAACAGUGAAGACAGCGGGACACGCUGUCCGACAGGGAGGACAAUUCUCUGUUCACGAAAGUAACUAAAGUUUAUUUUAGGACCUUUACAUGUCAACAGACUGUUUCUAGACAAAAUGUAUAUAUAGUAUGUUGAAGAAAUGUUAUGUACAAAACACAAGCUGUUAUUGUUUGAAUUAAUGA